AUGCUGGGGGCCUGCCUGGGCCUCUGGGUCUGCACCCUGGUCUGUGCGGUCCACGCCUAUCCCAACACCUCCCCGCUGCUGGGCUCCAGCUGGGGCGGCCUGACCCACCUGUACACGGCCACGGCCAGAAACAGCUACCACCUGCAGAUCCACAGGGACGGCCACGUGGAUGGCUCACCCCAGCAGACCAUCUACAGUGCCCUGAUGAUCAGAUCUGAGGAUGCAGGAUUCGUGGUGAUUACAGGGGUGGUGAGCCGGAGAUAUCUCUGCAUGGACUUCAGAGGCAACAUUUUUGGAUCUCAUCACUUCAGCCCCGAGAGCUGCAGGUUCCGGCAGCGGACGCUGGAGAACGGCUACGACGUGUACCACUCGCCGCAGCACCGCUUCCUCGUCAGCCUGGGUCGGGCCAAGCGGGCCUUCCUGCCGGGCACCAACCCGCCCCCGUACGCGCAGUUCCUGUCGCGCAGGAACGAGAUCCCGCUGCUGCACUUCGCCACCGCGCGGCCCCGGCGCCACACGCGCAGCGCGCACGACGGCGGGGACCCGCUGAGCGUGCUCAAGCCGCGCGCCCGCGCCACGCCCGCGCCCGCGCCCGCCUCCUGCUCGCAAGAGCGGCCCAGCGCCGAGGACAGCGGCCCUGCGGCCAGCGACCCGCUGGGGGUGCUCCGCGGCCACCGGCUGGACGCGCGCGCCGGGCCGGGGGGCGCCGAGCGCUGCCGGCCCUUCCCCAGCUUCGCUUAGGGCGGCCCAACUCGGAAAGCCAAACCGUCUGGGGCGCGGGCUGGAGGUGGGGCGAACCGGCCCCGCUUCCUCCCUUAGCGGGAGGUCCCCGGGGAUUGCCCUUGGAGCGGUGGCGCCCCUCGCCUUCCUCCUCCCACCUGGACGCGCUCCUUUGGGAGAGGAAGGGUUCCCUCACCCCCAGUCCUUCCUCUUCCCUCUCCUCUCCUCUCCAUCAGUCUAACAUUAAGAACAGGGGCUUAGCGAGUUGACCAGCCGGGAGGUGAAGCAGGGAGCCCAAGCCAGCGGCUUCUCCACCGCCCCCUGCUUUGUGCCAUCUGCCUGGACCCUGUCGGCAGGGUUAGAGUUUGCAACCUUGACCUGGGGGAUUAACAGCUCGACUGAGCAAAACCCAUGAAAAUCCUAACCUCAAGCCUUCGUUCUUCCUUAAGCAUCUCUGGAGAAGGGCCGUCAACAAGACUGGGGGUAGGCUGGUCAAAACUUAGCCAGAAUGAGCACCCGGAGGAUGGAGGCAGGGAUCAAGCUAGAGACGCGAGCUCCUUACAGGAUGGCCCCUUGCCCUGCUCUGUCCCUCUGCGCAGACAAAGCCCGGCCCAGAGUGACGCUGCGCUUCCCACGUGGCCCCUGCCUCUUGGCCCUACCUUUGGCUUGAGUGAAU
This is a messenger RNA of Aethalodelphis obliquidens (Pacific white-sided dolphin), 1396 nucleotides long. RefSeq names its product fibroblast growth factor 23 (gene FGF23). The coding region runs from base 1 to 741 and encodes 246 amino acids. The transcript is spliced from 3 exons. Gene Ontology annotation, molecular function: growth factor activity. Lineage: Eukaryota; Metazoa; Chordata; Mammalia; Artiodactyla; Delphinidae. The record is from RefSeq and is a predicted model, not a curated record.